AUGCUCCCCACCCCUUGCACCUCCCACGUCUCCUUCGACACCAUCUACGAACCCUCCGAAGACUCUUACCUUUUUUUGGAUACGCUCUCCUCCCCCGCCGAAUCCGCCUGGCUCACGAACCACUUCUCCCCCUCUACAUCCUCACCAUCCCCUCUCCUCCUCGAGGUCGGUACUGGCUCCGGCGUCGUCCUCGCCUUCCUCACCGCAAACUCCCACCACAUUCUCGGCCGCACUGAUGUCCUCGCUCUCGGUACGGAUGUGAACCGCAAUGCAUGUCUCGCGACGAGACAGACAGUUCUGAAGGCGAUUGAGGAGCAGCAACAGCAACAACAACAACAACAACAACAAUCCCAAGCAACCUCUACAGAUGAGCCUGGCGCUCCUUCCAAGAAUACCUCAACCAAAUCCCUCAUCUCCUCAACAUUAACCUCCGACCUCGCCUCCCCGAUCCGUCCCCACUCGAUCGAUAUCCUCCUAUUCAACCCGCCGUAUGUGCCUACGCCGGAGUUACCGCGGCUACCUAGUAAGGAGGAUAACGAAGAAGAUAAGGAAGUGUCAAGGAGCGAGAAGUUCGAGAGGGAGUCGUAUUUCCUCUCGUUGACGUAUGCGGGGGGCAAGGAUGGGAUGGAGAUUACGGAGAGGUUGUUGGCGGAUAUUCCGAGGGUGUUAAGUGAACGGGGCGUGGCGUAUGUGUUGCUUUGUGCGCAGAAUCGGCCAAGGGAGGUGGUGGAACGGAUACAGGGGUGGGAUGUUGACAUGGAGGGGGGGAAGUGGUGUGCUGAGUUGGUUGGGAGUAGUGGGGUACAGGCGGGGUGGGAGAAGUUGGUUAUUGUUUGGGGGGAUUAUAGGGAUGAUAUGGAUAGACUAAUGAGUGAUGACGAGAUGAUAGACGAGGGUAUGAUUGAUUUCGGCACAACACUUCGUAUGAAGUGUGUAUAUUUCUGUUCUUCUUCGUGUGUUUGUGUCGCGGCCACUGAUUAG
This is a messenger RNA of Aspergillus niger, 981 nucleotides long. RefSeq lists its product as uncharacterized. The record is from RefSeq and is a predicted model, not a curated record. The coding region runs from base 1 to 981 and encodes 326 amino acids. Gene Ontology annotation, molecular function: protein methyltransferase activity; S-adenosylmethionine-dependent methyltransferase activity; nucleic acid binding. The transcript is spliced from 2 exons. Gene Ontology annotation, cellular component: eRF1 methyltransferase complex. Gene Ontology annotation, biological process: methylation. Lineage: Eukaryota; Fungi; Ascomycota; Eurotiomycetes; Eurotiales; Aspergillaceae.